Tetrahymena thermophila SB210 is the source of this 282-nucleotide messenger RNA. RefSeq lists its product as hypothetical. NCBI's taxonomy places the organism in Eukaryota, Ciliophora, Oligohymenophorea, Hymenostomatida, Tetrahymenidae. The record is from RefSeq and is a predicted model, not a curated record. Gene Ontology annotation, molecular function: protein binding. The transcript is spliced from 3 exons.
AUGGGUGCAUUAGACUUAGGUUCUGCUUUAGCAAAAUGCAUUAAUCUCUCAAAUUUGACACUUAACCUUUUUUACAAUUAAAUUGGUGAUAAAGGUGCAUUAGACUUAGGUUCUGCUUUAGCAAACUGCAUUAAUCUCUCAAAUUUGACACUUUUCCUUGGGGAAAAUUAAAUUGGUGCAAUGGGUGCAUCAAGCUUAGGUUCUGCUUUAGCAAAAUGCAUUAAUCUCUCAAAUUUGACACUUUUCCUUGGGUAAAAACAGUUUAUUUGUUUUGGAUUGUGA